AUGCUGCCACACAUGCACUGGGACUCUGAACCCCUGAGGGCCCCUGGGGGAGGUGCCACCCUGGGAGGGCCCCUAAGGGCGCCGGCUGUUCUGGGAAAACCCCUGGCGGCUCAACCGGCCCUGGGCGGGCCCCUGGGAGCGCCACCUCCCCUGGGAGGACGCUUGGGGGGGCUGUCGCCCAAGGGAGGGCAUUUGGAGUCGUUACCGCCUCUUGGAGGGCCCCCGUCACUACUGGGAGGGCCCCUGUGGAUUACCACCCCCCUGGAAGGGACCCUAACGGCUCCGCCACCCCUGGGAGGGCCCUUGUGGGCGCAGCGGCACCUGGAAAAGCCCCAGAAGGGGAAGCCUGGGGUCAUUGCCAACCCUGUGGAGCUCCUGGAGGCCCCGCCACCCCUGAAAGGGCCCCUGCGUGCGCCGCCUCCCCUAGGAGGGCCCCUUGGGGCGCUGCCACCUUUGGAAGGGUCCCUGUUGUUGCCCCCGUCCCUGCAAGGGCCCCUGGGGAUGCUGCCACACAUGGGAGGUACACUGGGACCGCCACCAGCUCUGAAAAGUCCCCUGGGCGCCAAUGGGAGGGACCCUGUAGGGCCCCUGGGGGAGGUGCCACCCCUGGGAGGGCCCCUAGGUGCGCCGGCUGUUCUGGGAAAACCCCUGGCGGCUCAACCGGCCCUGGGCGGGCCCCUGGGAGCGCCACCUCCCCUGGGAGGACGCUUGGUGGCGCUGUCGCCCAAGGGAGGGCAUUUGGAGUCGUUACCGCCUCUUGGAGGGCCCCCGUCACUACUGGGAGGGCCCCUGUGGAUUACCACCCCCCUGGAAGGGACCCUAACGGCUCCGCCACCCCUGGGAGGGCCCUUGUGGGCGCAGCGGCACCUGGAAAAGCCCCAGAAGGGGAAGCCUGGGGUCAUUGCCGUCCCUGUGGAGCUCCUGGAGGCCCCGCCACCCCUGAAAGGGCCCCUGCUGGCACCGCCUCCCCUAGGAGGGCCCCUUGGGGCACUGCCACCUUUGGAAGGGUCCCUGUUGUUGCCCCCGUCCCUGCAAGGGCCCCUAGGGAUGCUGCCAAACAUGGGAGGUACACUGGGACCGCCACCAGCUCUGAAACGUCCCCUGGGGCGCCAAUGGGAGGGACCGUGUGUACACCAAUACCCCUCGAGGGGCCCCUAG
Homarus americanus (American lobster) is the source of this 1158-nucleotide messenger RNA. RefSeq names its product basic salivary proline-rich protein 3-like. NCBI's taxonomy places the organism in Eukaryota, Metazoa, Arthropoda, Malacostraca, Decapoda, Nephropidae. The coding region runs from base 1 to 1158 and encodes 385 amino acids. The transcript is spliced from 3 exons. The record is from RefSeq and is a predicted model, not a curated record.